This is a messenger RNA of Pocillopora verrucosa, 2737 nucleotides long. Its product is annotated as solute carrier family 15 member 4-like. The record is from RefSeq and is a predicted model, not a curated record. Gene Ontology annotation, biological process: transmembrane transport; oligopeptide transport. Gene Ontology annotation, cellular component: membrane. Lineage: Eukaryota; Metazoa; Cnidaria; Anthozoa; Scleractinia; Pocilloporidae. Gene Ontology annotation, molecular function: transmembrane transporter activity.
UGAUAUUACUCAUUUGUUGUUGGGCAAAGAUUGUUCGGUUUGCUUUGUGUUCAGCAUCUAACCCAGUUUGGCUUGCCAGCGAUCUUCUGCAGAACGUUCUCAGGUGUAAUUGUGCCCUAUAUUUCCCGAAAUCCUGCAGCAUGUCAGCAGCUCCAAAUGGAAAUGAAAAUUCUCCGUUAAUUCCAAAGGAACCAGAUGAACCACAUUCCACACCUGGUAGGGUGACAAGUACGGCUACCAAUUCAUCUGACUCCAAUAGUGCCUUGAGUCAACGACAGAGGGUCCAAAAUGCAGUGUGUAUUCUUGUCACAGAAUUAUGUGAGCGCAUGACCUUCUAUGGAGCAUCUGCAAAUCUAGUUUUAUUUUCCAAGAAUGUGUUAAAGCUACAGUCACCUUGGCCAUCAACAAUCACUCUUUUGUUCACAGGAACAUGUUUUCUCAGCCCUUUACUUGGUGGGUGGUUAGCCGAUUCUUACCUUGGUCAGUAUAACACCAUAUAUGGAAGCUCUUUGCUCUAUUUUGUGGGAGUUGUGCUUCUAGCCACAGUAUCAACUUCUGAUAAUUUGUUGAAAAGCAUAUUUAAUGCAUCGGGAAGAGUGGUGUUCUUUAUCCUGGCCCUUGUGUUGAUAGCAUUUAGUGCAGGAGGAAUCAAAGCCAAUGUGUCACCCUUUGGAGCAGAUCAGUUGAAACAGGAUGGUCCAAGAGCUCUUCAGACCUUUUUCAACUACUUUUACUGGUUCAUUAACAUUGGAGCCUUCCUAGCUUUUACUGUGGUGGUUGCAGUCCAGCAAAAAGACAUUUUCUCUGGUUAUGCCAUUGUAGUGGGUUCUAUGUUGCUUGGAAUCAUUGUAUUUCUCACCUGUCGCAAUAGGUACUUGGUCAAGCCACCAGGUGGUAGCCAACUAACUGAAACUGCAAAAAUAAUUCACAAUGCCAUAAAAAAUCGGAAACAAAACACUGGUGGCUGGAUGGAUGGAGCAAAGAGCAGAUUUGGAGGAAAGUUUGGUGAUGAUCAGGUUGAAGAUGUCAAGGCUGUGUUAAGACUACUUCCUGUGUUCAUCACUUUCAUCUUCUAUUUUUCAGUUUACUCCCAGAUGUCCACGUCAUUUCUCAUUCAAGGUACAUACAUGAAGCUAAAUUUUGAUGGCUUUUCUGUGCCAGCAGCAUCUUUGUCAUUGUUUGAUAUAGUUAUCAUUCUGGUGCUUGUUCCCCUCAUGGACCAUGCAAUUUAUCCUCUUAUUGAGCGCAGCGGGAUCAAGUUGACAUCCUUGCGGCGCAUUGGUGUAGGGUUCGUUUUAUCAGCAGCUUCUAUGCUUGUAGCUGGGCUGAUUGAAAUAAAACGAAGGACAGUGUGGCAACAUGGGGACAUUUGCAUACAGAUGGUUUUUAAUGAGAGUCACAGUGCCUCAUGUUUCAGUAUUUUCUGGCAAGCACCACAGUUCUUAUUGGUUGGAUCUAGUGAGGUGUUUGCAACCAUUACUGGUCUAGAAUUUGCAUAUUCACAGGCUCCUGAAUACCUUAAAGGAGUGAUCAUGGCCCUUUUUCUAUCAGCCUCUGGCAUAGGAAGCUAUAUUGCAAACUUUGUAGUUGCUAUUGUCAGCAGCAAUUGGUACCCUGAGAAGGAUCCCAAUCAAGGUCAUAUGGAGUACUUCUUCUUCAUGAUGGCUGGUUUGAUGACACUUAAUUUCUUGUUGUUUCUGUUCAUUGCAUCCUCCUACAAAUACAAGGAAUCAUCCUCACAAAGUGAAGAGACUGAGGAGGACCAGGAUGCCCAUGAACUGACUAUUAGUGUUUCAUCUGUGCAUGGCUGAGUAACAUGUGUCAAUUUGCUACUGAAUGUGCAAAAACUGUGGUGUGCACCUGUCAUGUAGGAAGUCUUUAGUGCAUGGGCUUUGAGACAAUGCCGGCAAUCAAAGUGAAGGGAUUGCAUGACUGAUGUAGUAUAGAAUAUAGUUCAAGUGCAAAUCAUCUAAAAGCAUACAGGAACUAACAAAAAAAGGAAUCUCUAUUUUUUCCAGUAUGUGUUCUGACCAUGAUUAAGGUAAAAAAGUUCAAGGAGUUUGGAUUCUAUUUCCAGGAGAGAAUGUGAAAAGCAGAUCCAAACUCUGUGGGAGCUAGUGGUGGAAAAAAAAUUAAUGUUAAAAAAAAAAAGGAGACAAAAAAGUUCCAAAAUAAAUAAACUAUUUGGCAAGUUUUUACCAUUCAAGAAUUCUACAAUUUAUAUUACUACAUACCACACAUGAAAAUCAUGCUUCUGGUGUGCACUGAUUGGUUAAUGCGGAAGUGGAUAGCAAGUGCUAGGCAGCUGAUGAGACAAAAUCGCACAUCACAAGUUUAAUUUCCAACUAUUUUUCUGUAAAUUUAAAGAAUUUAAAUUAUUUUUUGGUAUCUGUGUGGCAUAUACUAGAACACUAACUUGGCAAAAUUUCUGCACAGCCCCAUACUUCAUUAUGCAUCCAUAUAUGGGGCUUUAUUAUUCAGUCGGCUGUGCGGAAAUUUUUCCCACGAACUCAUCUGAGUGUUGGUAAACAUUGUGGAUAUUUACCUUAUUCACCAUUACUCACCUCCAUUUUGGUGAAUAAUUAUUGUUAAUUAUAUCAGUUUCUGGACAAUUUUAGUUAUUAAGCUUGCAUGUUACUGUAGGUUGACUAAAAAUAUCUGAGAGCAAAUAUUUUGAUUUUGUGUUUGUUAGCCUUAUAAAUGAGAGAACUUGAGUACUCUAUUCCUUUCACAUAAU